This is a messenger RNA of Brassica napus (rape), 795 nucleotides long. Its product is annotated as F-box/kelch-repeat protein At5g39560-like. The transcript has 2 exons. Bases 1 to 795 code for a protein of 264 amino acids. The record is from RefSeq and is a predicted model, not a curated record. Lineage: Eukaryota; Viridiplantae; Streptophyta; Magnoliopsida; Brassicales; Brassicaceae. Gene Ontology annotation, molecular function: protein binding.
AUGGUAAAACUCUCGAGCUUGGCUAGAUUAUAUUCAAGACCUAAAAGAAGCACCAAAUCCAAAGUAGAGCAGCCACCCCCGCAGAAGAAGGAGGAGAUGAAUACUAUUACAGUCUCCACCAGGGCUAGCUUAUGUUCAAGACCUAUAAGAAGCACCAAAUUAGAGCAACCGCCGCAGAAGAAGAAGAAGGAGUACCGUUCACUCUCCUUAGUCUCCAAGACCUUCCGCUCUCUCAUCUCUUCCCCAGAACUCUACACCGUUCGCUCCCAGAUCGGAAAUACAGAGCCUUGCCUCUGCAUACGCCAAGAGUUACCCACUCAUGAUCGUUGGUACAUUCUCGACCAAACUCUGGUUACUACUACCAACAGUAAUGGUUUGAUUAAGGAUGAGUUUAACUUAUUACCCAUCACUUCGUCCUCUUUAUCAAAGUCAACCACUUUAGCCGUCGGUUUCGAAAUCUAUCAAAUAGGAGGUGACCAGCUGCCAUCAUCCACCGUUCGUGUGCUUGAUUUUCGGACUCGCACGUGGCGUGAUGCUCCUGAUAUGGGGGUAGCAAGGAAAUGCCCCGAGUCUGCUCUUAUAGACAGCAAGAUAUAUGUAGUUGGAGGAGGAACAGAAGAGUCUGAGGUUUUCGACCUAAAGUCUCAGACUUGGAAUCCAUUGCCUAGCCUUAGUGACGACGGUGACUACCCUGAGGUUCAGCUUCGCAGAGGAGAGCUAUUCGCCACCACAAGUAAGCAUAAAAAGUUGUCAAACAAGGAACAUGGAAGGAACAUCAAGGGCUUCCUUUUAUGA